GCAGAAAAGGUUUUAGGAAUAACUCAAAUUAGAGCUCAAAUGCAAUGUGAUGAGCAGUUUUUACAAAUUGAUAAAGAAGCACAACAAUAUAAAAAAAUGAUUUAUAGUCUUUCUACUAUCAGAAAUACUGAUGAUAAUAUUCAAAUAUUUGAUGAAGUUAUUAUUUUACCACUUAAUGUAUCAAAUAAUGAAAUAGAAAAUGAUGAAGAAUAUGAAACUUUAGAUAAUAAAAUAACUAAUGAUUGGUAA
Molecule: messenger RNA, 249 nt
Organism: Funneliformis mosseae
Lineage: Eukaryota; Fungi; Glomeromycota; Glomeromycetes; Glomerales; Glomeraceae
Source: the annotation of a GenBank genome assembly